Sparassis crispa is the source of this 900-nucleotide messenger RNA. RefSeq names its product NADP-dependent 3-hydroxy acid dehydrogenase. The record is from RefSeq and is a predicted model, not a curated record. NCBI's taxonomy places the organism in Eukaryota, Fungi, Basidiomycota, Agaricomycetes, Polyporales, Sparassidaceae. The transcript is spliced from 3 exons. Bases 1 to 900 code for a protein of 299 amino acids.
AUGUCUUCGAAAGUGUGGCUCAUCACCGGCGCGAGCUCUGGUAUUGGUCUUGCCAUCGCCAAAUAUGUCCUUUCCCAAGGCGAUAAGGUCAUCGUUACUGUCAGAUCCCUGUCGAAGUUGCCUGAGGAACUGAAGGGUACCGAGGCUCUUGCGCUCGAUCUCAAUGCUUCCGAUGAUGAGAUUCGCAAGGUUGGCGAGGCGGCAUUGAAGAUAUAUGGGCACAUCGACGUGUUAAUCAACAACGCUGGCUAUGGCCUGGCGGGGCCAGUGGAGGAACUGAAGAUGGAGGAUAUCCGGACCCAAUUCCAGACGAACGUGUUCAGCGUGAUCGCGCUGACGCAGGUGCUGCUACCCCACUUCCGCGCAAGGAAGUCGGGUCACAUCAUCAACAUAUCCACCGUUUCGGCGUACUGGAACUACCCCAGUUGGGGCGCAUAUUCCGCGUCGAAGGCCGCGAUCGACGCGUUCUCCGAGACACUCAGCUACGAACUCGAGCCGUACGGGAUCCGUGUGCUCGUUUUCUUCCCCGGUUACUUCCCCACCAAAUUCUUCUCCCAACCGCGCGCGGCGGAGGUGGACUCGACCGUGUACACAGACCCGAUGCAGGGAUACCAGUCGCGUUCGGCCAUCCCAAAGGGACGUUACGAGGGCGGGCAGAUUGGUGACGUGGACAAAUUUGCGCAGCGGACGUACGAGAUCGUGCACGGAACAGGGUUGGCGGAGGGGCUCGUGGAGGGUCAGGGUGGGAAGCGGUCGUGGAUGCGCGUGCCCUUGGGCAGCGACUGCAGCGAGCUCAUGCUUCAGAAGAUGGACAGUGUGAAAGAGAACAUCGUCGCGGUCGAGAGGAUCACGAGGUCGACUGACGUUGAGGCGGAUAGACUGAAGGAGUUUGCAGUGUAG